AUGGGGGACGAAAUAACCUUCUUCGAUAACCCUCUACGCAUGGUCACUGUAUGCUUUUUCAAUGGAGUUUUUUUGGGGCUCCCCUUAUCCUUCCUCUUGCGACUUCUUUGUGACGAGCCUUCGACAUUAAUCGUCCUUUCUACCCCCUUCGAUAUCACCAUUUUACGUCGCCAACAGAAGCUCCAGUUGCGUGAAUAUAUUCUCUCGAUCUUUAAGAUAAUCUGCAAACGUGUUAUCGAUCCACUCUCCUUCUUCGUCUCCACUUCUGAACUGAACUCAACUGAUAAUAGGUUAAGACUCCUUUGUGUAAGGAUCUAUGAAUAUCUCAUUAGGUCAUAUAGUUUGUCCCCAAACCCCUUGAGGGCCUCUUUCUUGCCUGGGGAUCCCAAAAGAUCUUGCCAGAAACAUCUUCAAGUGCUCAUAGGUUCUAAUGCAUAUUUUUCUGUGAUUGAAACAGUUCCAUCCAAUUGGCAGAUGCAUGGAUUUGAUAUUCCUAUUUAUACAAACGUCAUAUAUCCAUUUCCGUUGGAUCCUCCCAGAGUUCCUGAAGACAAUCCCUCUGGUUGCUACAGAACUUACUUUUACAUUCCUAAAGAGUGGGAAGGUCGCAGGAUAUUUUUACAUUUUGAAGCAGUUGAUUCUGCCUUCUUUGCAUGGGUAAAUGGACGCCUCAUUGGAUAUAGUCAGGAUAGCAGACUACCAGCUGAAUUUGAGAUCACAGACGUUUGUUAUCCCAGUGGAUCUGACCAGAGGAAUUCUCUUGCCGUUCAAGUAUUGCGAUGGAGUGAUGGUUCUUAUCUUGAAGAUCAGGACCACUGGUGGUUGUCGGGCAUUCAUCGUGAUGUCCUCCUUUUUGCUAAGCCUAAGGUUUUUAUUGAAGAUUAUUUCUUCAGAUCCAACUUAGCUGAAGAUUUUUCUCAUGCAGAUAUACAGGUUGAGGUGAAAAUCGACAAGUCAGCAGUUAGUAUUCACAACGCAACAUCUGAAGAUAAGUUUACGGCGAACUUCACCAUUGACGCUGAAAUUUUUGACACCGGGAGUUGUUAUGCGGGCAAUGGACACGUCGAUCUUUUAUCUACGAAUGUGGCCCAUCUACAGAUGACUCAAUCUGUCGAUUAUAUUCUUGGAUUCAUAGGGUAUCAUCUUUCAGGGAAAGUGCAGAUGCCCAAGCUUUGGUCUGCUGAACAACCAAAUCUCUAUACUCUUGUUAUCACACUGAAAGAUGCAUCGGGGCUUAUAAUUGAUUGUGAGUCAUGCCAAGUUGGCUUUCGACAAAUAUCCAAAGCACCAAAACAGUUGCUUGUCAAUGGACAACCAGUUAUGAUAAGAGGGGUGAACAGGCAUGAACACCAUCCACGCCUUGGGAAGACAAACUUGGAGUCCUGUAUGGUUCGGGAUUUGGUUUUAAUGAAGCAACACAAUAUAAAUGCUGUUAGAAACAGCCAUUACCCUCAACAUCAACGAUGGUACGAGUUAUGCGAUCUGUUUGGCAUGUACAUGAUUGAUGAAGCCAAUAUUGAGACACAUGGUUUUCAUCUUUCCCGUAAUAUAAAGCACCCUACACUUGAGCCAAAUUGGGCUUCUUCAAUGCUAGAUAGAGUCGUAGGAAUGGUUGAGAGGGAUAAAAAUCAUGCAUGCAUCAUUGCCUGGUCAUUAGGAAAUGAGGCAAGCUAUGGACCUAAUCAUGCUGCACUUUCUGGUUGGAUACGAGGAAAAGACUCAUCAAGGUUUUUACACUAUGAAGGUGGGGGUUCUAGGACAUCUUCAACUGAUAUCGUGUGCCCUAUGUACAUGCGUGUUUGGGAUAUAGUUAAGAUAGCUGAAGAUCCUGCAGAAAUACGGCCAUUGAUACUGUGCGAGUAUUCACAUGCAAUGGGAAACAGCAAUGGAAAUAUCCACGAAUACUGGGAAGCAAUUGAUAGCACAUUUGGUCUCCAAGGAGGAUUUAUCUGGGAUUGGGUUGAUCAGGUAUGAAUCUUGUAAAGA
Molecule: messenger RNA, 1986 nt
Organism: Olea europaea var. sylvestris
Lineage: Eukaryota; Viridiplantae; Streptophyta; Magnoliopsida; Lamiales; Oleaceae
Product: beta-galactosidase-like
Exons: 13
Coding region: 1-1974 (657 amino acids)
Biological process (GO): lactose catabolic process
Cellular component (GO): beta-galactosidase complex
Molecular function (GO): beta-galactosidase activity
Source: RefSeq, a predicted model, not a curated record